AUUUCUCCUUUCUCGUUAGGUCGAGUUUGUUCAGCGAGCGUUCAGCAGAACAAUACUGAGAUGGGGAACUGUUUAAAGUCUCAAGGUUCCGAUGAUAUAUCAUUAUUGCAAGGAGGAAGCGACGGAAAUCCAGCGCAUCAGCAGAGCAGGUCGGAGAGCUAUUCCUCUGCCUCACCCAUGAAUGAAUCACAGGAUCACCUACCCUUUUAUUAUCCUCCGCCUGAGGGUUCCCAUGGUAACCAAGUCAACGAGGAAAAUCAAAUUAGGAUUGCGAAACGUAUUGGAUUGAUACAAAAUCUGCCCACGGGACUGUAUGAUGGAUGCAAGAAGAAUCAAGAGUCGGUAUCUUUGGAUUCUAUCUGUACGUGUAUCAUUUGCAUGGUCGAAUUCGCCUUGGAAGACCCUGUGCGUUAUCUUCCUUGUAUGCACACUUACCAUAAGAAGUGCAUUGACGAUUGGUUGAUGAGGAGGUUGGCAUGUCCUUCUUGCCUUGAGCCGGUUGACGCUGCGUUGCUAUCAACUUUUGAUACCUCUUGAAUCCUGAAAAUUCUUCCGGUGUAUGGACGCGCUUUGAAAACUCCGCAUCGCCCUAGCGCACUCUGACGCUUCAAGAGCAGUGAAGCAAUUUGGUUAGAAUGAACGAAUUACCGAUAGCGAUUGUUAUUCGGGCCAACAAUACCCUCGCGCUGCUCGUCGAGUUCAUUCCUUUAUCAAAGAUUCAAUUCUGGUAUACUUAGGCUUUAAUUUCCACAUUCGGUUGUUCAAAUUAGGAAUCUGACGUAUGCAUAGGAUUUUCGAAGAGAGUCCGAGUUUUCUGGGGCAAUUCUCGGUGAGCGUAUUCCGGGAAUUUUUUUUUUUUACUACGUGAGCGUGAAUUGAAGAAUAGCUUUUGCUCUGGAAAACUAAAAUCACUUCAUGUUGAACUUUUUUUAGUAUGUGUAAAAUCCCCUGUUAGUGCUGUGAAAAUGUUUGCGAGUGGGAUGUGAAAUAUGAUGCAAGGUGACUGGUCGAGAUCCUACGCAAGCAUUCGGGAGAGAUUCUUAGGUGUGAUACGCGAGAGGGGCUUAGAUAUAUGUGACUGUGAUGCUGACUGUUUUUUGACAGUCACAAACCGUGUCUUCAUUCUGCACCACACUCGAAUUGAACCUAUGCUUGCCAGAUGAUGACGUUGGCUGAAGAUGAUCUAUUUCCAGGCUGGCGGUAUUAUUAUUUUCACUUCGCUUUAGUGAAUCUGUGACGCGUGACAUCGUCUACCAACGAUACUUGAUACCUUGUCCUGUUCGGCAGUAUUCUAUAAUUUUUGUCCCUCUUUUCCAUCCUGCGUCUUCGCGAAGACUUAUAACCCACGCGACAUUCCUAUUUUCUCUCUUAAUGAUCACUUGUAUCUGUUCUGAUCUCAGUCAUUUGGGGAAUCUUGUUCGGCGUCUGAAAUUUGUGGAAUUCCUGAAUUUAACAGCUUUUCUUUACAUUUUGAAUUUUGUUUUCUUGCGGACAGAAUUUCAUGAUUUUUAACCUUUUUUGUUCCGGUUAUGUGUGUGUGUGUGUUUUUUCUCCUGACAAGACUUGAGAAUCGUGGGUCGGGUUGGACUAUUACGUUCAUCGUUGAAAAGAUGCCUUAUUUGAUGCUGGAAGUAUAAUUUUCGAAAAAUGGGAUGCUCCUCUGAGCUGUCAAUUUUUUCGUGAGAUAGGUUCUCGAAUGUGGUUGGUCCAUCUGUGUUUAGAAAAAUUUGCUGGUCGUUUUCGUGGUUUGGUACGCUUCUGUGCGUGUCGUAAAGAGGCUAAGAGAAUGUCUCUCGGAAUCUCAUUGAUUUACGAAUGAAAGGAAUGAAAACGGAGUUCACUGUCCCGACUUCGCCUCUUGAAGGCGAUUUUCAAACGUGUACUCCGCUGACGAUGAUGUUCCCUGAUUAAAGGAAUUGUAAUUGUUCUGGCUUAAAGCGUCGUUUGUGCAGUGAUUGAUAUGAUGGAAUGCGGCGCUUUUUUUCUUUUCUUUUUUAAGAUGAAGAAUACAUUUCCUGAAGUAUU
This is a messenger RNA of Notodromas monacha, 2025 nucleotides long. NCBI's taxonomy places the organism in Eukaryota, Metazoa, Arthropoda, Ostracoda, Podocopida, Cyprididae. The record is from the annotation of a GenBank genome assembly.